This is a messenger RNA of Boleophthalmus pectinirostris (great blue-spotted mudskipper), 2511 nucleotides long. It is a transcript of the gene p4ha2, whose product is annotated as procollagen-proline, 2-oxoglutarate 4-dioxygenase (proline 4-hydroxylase), alpha polypeptide 2. Gene Ontology annotation, molecular function: L-ascorbic acid binding; procollagen-proline 4-dioxygenase activity; protein binding. NCBI's taxonomy places the organism in Eukaryota, Metazoa, Chordata, Actinopteri, Gobiiformes, Gobiidae. Gene Ontology annotation, biological process: peptidyl-proline hydroxylation to 4-hydroxy-L-proline. Gene Ontology annotation, cellular component: endoplasmic reticulum. Bases 265 to 1875 code for a protein of 536 amino acids. The transcript is spliced from 15 exons. The record is from RefSeq and is a predicted model, not a curated record.
AGUGAAAACGUGGCUAUAAGAAUGACUAACAUUUGCAAGGAGGCGUGUUUUUUUUCUCACCAAAUAACCACACGGUGAGGAAUGUGCUUGCGCCUGUGCUGCCGCCAUUACGGGACGUGCUCUGCGGGACCCUGUACGUGGCAACGAUAAAACAUCCUCCGUGUGCGCUAUUCAUAACCCCGGAGAGCCGAGCUGUCCUGCGCCUGGUGACACGGUGUGCCCUCAAUCUUCCGACACCGGGGAAAUAAAGACUUGAGAGAAACGAUGCGGGAACUCGUGGGCUUCUGUUCGUGGGUCUUCCUCUGCUGCUUCUGGACCACACAGGCUGAGAUCUUCACUUCCAUAGGUCAGAUGACGGAUCUGGUGUUCACGGAGAAGGAGCUGGUGCAGUCUCUGAGGGACUACAUCAAAGCUGAGGAGUCCAAGCUGGCCGCAGUCAAAAGUUGGGCCAACAAGCUGGACUCCCUGACCAAAAUCUCCACCUCGGACCCUGAGGGCUUCCUGGCUCAUCCCGUGAACGCCUACAAACUGGUGAAGAGGCUGAACACCGAGUGGUCAGAGCUGGAGAGCCUGGUGCUGCAGAACCCCUCCGACGGCUUCAUCUCGAACAUGACGGUUCACAGGCAGUACUUUCCAGACGAGGAGGACGAGACGGGGGCAGCCAAAGCCCUGAUGCGCCUCCAGGACACCUACCAGCUGGACUCCGAAGCCUUCGCCCAAGGGAAACUACCCGGCACCCACUCUGACGCUCGCCUCACUGUGGACGACUGCUUUGGGAUGGGGAAAACGGCGUAUAAUGAGGCUGACUAUUACCACGCCGUCCUGUGGAUGCAGCAGGCCCUCAGGCAGCUGGACGCCGGGGAGGAGGCCGAAGUACCGAAGUCGGACAUCUUGGAUUAUCUGAGCUACUCUGUUUACCAAAUGGGAGACCUGCCCCGGGCCAUAGAGCUCACAAGACGACUGGUGGCCAUCGACCCCAACCACCAGAGGGCAGGAGGGAACCUUCGUUACUUCGAGGUGCUGUUGGCCAAGCAGAUGAACGAGCAGAACCAGGUUUUUGAACAGGCCACGGAGGAGCCCAUCCAACUGGGGACCUACACCCGCCCUAAGGACCACCUGCCCGAGAGAGAGGCGUACGAGGCCCUGUGCAGAGGAGAGGGGGUGCAGAUGAAUGAAGCCCGCCGCAGCCGCCUGUUCUGUCGGUACCAGGACGGACAGAAGAACCCCCGGCUCCUGCUGCGCCCCCUCAUGGAGGAGGACGAGUGGGACAGCCCGCACAUCGUACGCUACAUCGACUUCCUGUCUGACGAGGAAAUAGACAAGAUCAAGGAGCUCGCGAAACCCAGGCUUGCUCGAGCAACAGUGCGAGAUCCCAAAACAGGCGUCCUGACUACAGCCCAGUACAGAGUGUCCAAAAGUGCAUGGCUGGAAGGAGAAGAGGAUCCAAUCAUUGAAAGAGUCAAUCGGAGAAUAGAAGACGUGACUGGACUUACAGUAGACACAGCAGAGUUACUACAGGUCGCCAACUACGGUGUUGGAGGACAAUAUGAGCCCCAUUAUGACUUCUCCAGGAAAGAUGAGCCCGAUGCGUUCAAAAGGUUAGGCACUGGAAAUCGUGUGGCCACAAUGUUAAACUACAUGAGUGACGUUGUGGCUGGAGGUGCAACAGUCUUCCCAGACUUUGGAGCAGCCAUCAGUCCACGGAAGGGAACCUCAGUGUUUUGGUAUAACCUGUUCAAGAGCGGAGAGGGCGACUACAGGACCAGACACGCAGCAUGUCCCGUUUUAGUGGGGAGUAAAUGGGUUUCAAAUAAAUGGAUUCACGAGAGAGGUCAGGAGUUCAGGAGACCCUGCGGCCUCACAGAAGUCGACUGAUGACAACAGAAAUCCGUCUAGACAUUUUUUUACCAACAAAACUAAUUUUCUGAUUCUUUAUUUUUUACAAACAUCUUUGACUUAAUGUUGCUAAAUGUUUUCUGAUUCUUCUACAGGAUAAUCUCAUUUUAUGAAACUUAAAGAGGGGGUAUUAUGCAAAAACAACAACACGACAAUUCUCCGUAAAUCUACAAAAACAUGGUACAAAACUGUGCACAACAACUUGACAAACCUGAUGUAAUGUGCAGUAGUUUCAUUAACCAGAUAUACGCUGAUUGUGUUGUGAUGGCGCUCUGAAGGGGGAGGGACUCAGCCUGUGAAGAGCUAAAGUGCAAACAUGUUAAAGGUUGUAUGGAGGAUUUUUUUUUUUUUUGUUUCAAAUUGUCAAUGAUAGAUUAUAGAGAUGCAGUAGCCUUGUAAUUAUGAUGACCAAAAAAAAGAGAAUAAAAAUUCAUCAACUCUGGACGUGGUGGGGCUAAACAUUUGCCAAUAGAUAACGACACUGCCUCGUUAUCUGUGAGCUGACAGGCUGUCAAUCAAACUCCCUACGUUUCUAGUGUAACUGACUUGCCUGCGCGCCGCCGGUACGUGGUUUACGUACGACUGUCACGCAGUCCACAGACGCAAGCCGCACAG